AUGGGUAAAACUAAGGUCAUUCGAUCUGUCAUAGAAGGCCUUGAUUAUUACUGCCGAAAGACCGAUAGCCAAACCCUGAAGAAACUUGCAUUUUCUGUGGGAUCGCCCAUCGGAACAACAAAAACAAGUCUCAGAGACAACAUUGUAGCACAAUGCCAGUUGCUUCACAAUCUGACGACCAUAAAAAGAGAACAUGGAUGGAUAAGCAUUACAGCGGUUGACAUGGGACUGGAAAACUUUGCGUACUGCAAACUCCAGUGGCGUACAGACCAAACGCUACCCACGGUUGUAGAGUGGAAUAAAAUGCAGUUGCAAGGACCAGUUCUCAAUUCGGGAGUUUCAAAAAUUCCAUUUACACCUCGGUUCAUGGCGGAAGCUGGUCAGAGGCUUACGGAUAUCCUUACUAAGGACCCUCCACACCUGUUUGUCAUAGAAAGACAGCGAACCAGAACUAUGGGUUCCGCCAAAGUUCCCGAUCCAAUUUUAAAAGUUAAUGCCUUGGAGCAUGUUCUUUACAUGAGCCUCAGCGCCAAAAAACUUUACGUCAAAGGAUUCGAAUAUAUGGUGGAAUCCUCUGACCCGAGAAGAAUGACCAAUUUUUGGUGUCAACUAGUACCUGUGAAAGAAGUGUUAGAUUCCAAAUAUGGACCAGACUCUCCAAAAGCACGCUUAAAGGCCACAAGCUCAACUCUUACCAAAAUGCUCAAAAUUGGGCUGGUCAAAUCUCUACUGCUCCAGCAAUCGCCACAGGCAUUUACUCUGACAUCGGAACUUGAACAGAAACUAACCAGUUACCGCCACAAGAACCCACAAAAGAAACUGGACCUAUUUCAAUUUCUGGACCUGGGAGAUGGCGCUGGGAAACCCAAAGAAGACGAUCUAGCAGAUUCGCUUUUACACGGUGUUGCAUGGCUAAAGUGGUUAAAGACCUUUGAAGAGCUUAAAGAGGUCAUCAUGACCAGUGACACUGCUGACACGGGUCUCGAAGCUUUCAAUAAUUUUAACAAAGCGAAAAGGAUCGAGAGCGAGCAGUUCUUUCGCUCAUGUAUUACUGAGCUGUGA
Messenger RNA from Lachancea nothofagi CBS 11611, 1062 nucleotides. Lineage: Eukaryota; Fungi; Ascomycota; Saccharomycetes; Saccharomycetales; Saccharomycetaceae. The record is from the annotation of a GenBank genome assembly.